Molecule: messenger RNA, 543 nt
Organism: Cariama cristata (Red-legged seriema)
Lineage: Eukaryota; Metazoa; Chordata; Aves; Cariamiformes; Cariamidae
Product: forkhead box protein N3-like
Exons: 1
Biological process (GO): regulation of DNA-templated transcription
Cellular component (GO): nucleus
Molecular function (GO): DNA-binding transcription factor activity; cis-regulatory region sequence-specific DNA binding
Source: RefSeq, a predicted model, not a curated record
AUGGGUCCAGUCAUGCCUCCCAGUAAGAAGCCAGAAGGCUCAGGAAUUAGCGUUCCCAGCGGAUUGAGCCAACGUUACCAAGAUAGUGAUUUAUCAAAGGCACUUCACGAUGACGAGGACCUAGAUUUCUCUUUGCCUGCCAUCAGAUUAGAUAAAGGGGCCAUGGAAGAUGAAGAACUAACUAAUUUGAACUGGUUACAUGAGAGCAAGAACUUGCUGAAAAGCUUUGGGAACUCGGUGUUAAGGAGUGUUAGCCCCGUUCAGGACAUCGGUGAUGACACGCCGCCGUCUCCUGCCCACUCUGACAUGCCCUACGAUGCCAAGCAGAACCCCAACUGCAAACCUCCUUAUUCCUUUAGCUGCCUCAUAUUUAUGGCCAUUGAGGACUCACCAACCAAAAGACUGCCCGUAAAGGAUAUAUACAACUGGAUCUUGGAACACUUUCCGUAUUUUGCAAAUGCACCCACUGGAUGGAAAAAUUCUGUGAGACAUAAUCUAUCCUUGAAUAAGUGUUUUAAGAAGGUGGACAAAGACAGAAGUCAG